AGAUUAUGCCACGAGGUGGAAAGUGUAGCAACACGAGGAGCCUGAGCAGAAGAUGAUGAUGGACGACUCCAUGGGAAAUAUGGAUACAGCAAAGAUGGAGACAUUUUGGGGAAAGACCCUGUCAUCUAAAAACAAAGUAUUCGAAUUCGAGGAGGAAGAAGAAGAAGAAGGACUGGAAACUACCAUACAACUACGCGGGGCAUGUCUUGGUUAUGCUGACAAUAUGAAUCCUAAAGAGCGGAACAUCAUUGCUGUGACGGUAGAAAACGAAGAUGACGAAGAAGAAAGAUUUGUCAUAGCUUCUUUAAGACUUGACGGAGUGGAGCAAGUUUCAUUAAGUUUAUCGAUACAACCUCCAGCUAAAUUUGAACUUAUAAAAGGAUCUGGUCCGGUACAUCUUACAGGUGCAAUGACUACAGAAAUGUCUAUGUCCGAUUAUGAAGAUGAUAGUGAUGAUAGUGAUGAUGAAGAAGAGCAAGAAGCAUCAAAAGAAAGUCUACCCCCUGUUCUAGUUCCCACUAAGUCUUCAAAGCCAUCUGCUCUUAAACGACCAGCAGACGAUGAGCCUUCAAAAAAGAAACCCAAAGCUCCAAAAGCAGAAGAUGAAGAAGAUCAGAAUGAUGAUUCAUUAAUGGACAGUAAAGACAAUAAAGAUAAUGCUAUUGAUGGUGACAGUGGUGAUAGUGAUCUAGAGGGUGAGGACGGUGAUGAUGAUAUUGAAGGAGGCAGUGAUGAAGAUGAGCUGGAUAGUGAUGAUGAGGGAGACAGUGAUGAUGACCUGAAGGAUAGUGAGGAGGAGGAGGAAGUCAAAGUUCAACCAACUAAAAAGGGAAAGAAACCUCAGCCAGGAAACAAGAAGGCACCACCUGCUCCUGCUGCUGGUAAAAAAGAGAAACCAAAAGGAAACAAGAACAUGAGUCAAACUCCUCAGCCUACCAAGAACAGCAAGCCAGCUGGCAAGACUCCGUUAUCAUCUCAAAAGCCACCUAAGAGUCAGACGCCUAACAAAGGUCCAAUGAACAUUGAUCUCAUUAAGAAGAAACUUGUGUCUGGCACCACACCAACGCCAAAGAAGUUAGAGAAAUUCAAUAAUUUCUUAACUCAUACCUACAAAGUAACAGACCCUGAGAUGAGAAAGCAACUUUGGGAGUAUGUCCAGCAAAAUAAGAAAUGAUUUAAAAUUGUAAUUGACUGAUUCUACAGUUAAUUGUGUAUUAUAGUGAAAGCAACAAUAAUGUUGAUAGUUUUUGAAUUAUUUUGAAUCAAUUACAAAUGAA
Amphimedon queenslandica is the source of this 1277-nucleotide messenger RNA. RefSeq names its product nucleoplasmin-like protein ANO39. The coding region runs from base 53 to 1174 and encodes 373 amino acids. The record is from RefSeq and is a predicted model, not a curated record. Gene Ontology annotation, cellular component: nucleoplasm; cytoplasm; nucleolus. Gene Ontology annotation, biological process: chromatin remodeling. Gene Ontology annotation, molecular function: chromatin binding; RNA binding; histone binding. The transcript is spliced from 16 exons. Lineage: Eukaryota; Metazoa; Porifera; Demospongiae; Haplosclerida; Niphatidae.